AUGCGUUUUAAUUCGAAGGCAGUUUUAGUGACAGUUCUAGGAUUUUCCUUUUCUCGGCAGGUAGAGGCCUCAAUUGGUGAUAAUCUUGAUGAGUUCAAGGACUGUUGUAAGCUUUGUGAUAUUGUCACCUGCAAUGGAAGGGAGAAUUAUCCAGACGUUUCUGACGCAAGCUAUGAUUUGAUGAUGAAAGAUCAAACAGAAACAAAAAGGUUUGUUACCCUUCCAUUGGCUUGGAACCUCAGAUUCCUUGGCUGGGAAUGUUAUCAAAAUUGCGAUUACCAGUGUCAAAGGUUUAUUACAGCAGAUAGAAAAGAAAAGGGAGAAUCGGUGGUGCAAUUUCAUGGUAAAUGGCCAUUUGCAAGAGUGUUUGGUGUUCAAGAAUUUUUCAGCACACUCUUCAGCAUUGGAAAUUUCUUCCCUCAUUACUGGGGAUUCAAGAGUAUGUGGGCUCACUACAAGGUAGAAAAGUCGAUACGUGGUAAUCCAGAAGCGGCUAGUAUGUAUUGGGCUUACGCGAUUAUUGGUUUGGUUGCAUCAUUCGCAUGGAUUUUCUCUACGUUGUUCCAUUUACGUGACACAUGGACGAGAGAAAAGCUUGAUUACUACUUUGCCGGAAUGACCGUGAUUUCCGGUCUGUAUGGCGUGGGAACAAGAUACUUCAAGCUUUAUCUCACAUCUAACAAUGGUAAAAGAUUUGCUUUCGGCCUUUUGAUAAUCUCCAUGUAUAUAUGUCAUGUGCUAAGAUUACUCCAUGACUGGUCAUACACCUAUAAUAUGCGUGCAAAUGUUAUUGUUGGCAUCAGUGAAGAUGUGCUAUGGUUUCUUCAUGCCAUAAGGACGUUCAGGCAGCGUAGACAAUCAACAAAUAUACUUGUUGACUUACAGAAUAAAGCAAUCAACUGGACGUUAAUACCGAUCCUUCUUGUCAUUAGUGUCAGUUUAGGAAUGACAUUUGAAUUAUUUGAUUUUCCUCCAAUUAUGGAUCUUCUUGAUGCACACGCAACCUGGCAUUUUUGUACAAUAUGGCCCGCUCUGUACUGGUAUCCAUAUAUGGUUCGUGAUGUUGAGCAGGGAGUGAAAGACACUAAAUUUGAAUAA
This is a messenger RNA of Brettanomyces bruxellensis, 1098 nucleotides long. RefSeq lists its product as uncharacterized. The transcript has a single exon. Gene Ontology annotation, molecular function: hydrolase activity, acting on ester bonds. Gene Ontology annotation, biological process: GPI anchor biosynthetic process. The record is from RefSeq and is a predicted model, not a curated record. Gene Ontology annotation, cellular component: endoplasmic reticulum membrane. NCBI's taxonomy places the organism in Eukaryota, Fungi, Ascomycota, Pichiomycetes, Pichiales, Pichiaceae. The coding region runs from base 1 to 1098 and encodes 365 amino acids.